AUGUGGACUCAUACUGGUGAGAAGCCGUUCAAAUGCGGCCUCUGCAGUUCGAGCUUCGGCCGGAAAACAGACUUGCGAAGACACAUGCGAACUCAUACUGGUGAGAAGCCGUUCAAAUGCGGUCACUGCAAUUCCAGGUUUGCGCAGAAAUCAACCCUCCAAACACAUAUGCGAACUCAUACUGGUGAGAAGCCGUUCAAAUGCGAGAUCUGCAGUUCGAGCUUCGGGCUGAAGCAAACCUUGCAAAGACACAUGCGAACUCAUACUGGUGAGAAGCCGUUCAAAUGCUGUCACUGCAAUUCGACUUUCGCUCAAACAGCGCACUUGAAGGAACACAUGCUAACUCAUUCUGGAGAGAAGCCGUUCAAAUGUGACCUCUGCAAUUCGAGCUUCGGCCGGAAAAGACACUUGCAAGACACAUGCGAACUCAUACUGGUGAGAAAACAAGUGCAGCACUUGCGACAAAAAGACGAAUAA
This is a messenger RNA of Gongylonema pulchrum, 477 nucleotides long. The record is from the annotation of a GenBank genome assembly. Lineage: Eukaryota; Metazoa; Nematoda; Chromadorea; Rhabditida; Gongylonematidae.